AUGGCGCUAUUUAAGGCGCAUUGGGCCGUGCCGAGCUUAAUGAUCAGCUGUCUUUUGUGUGGUAUAGCCUUUGCGCUGGGCCACCAUUUUUUCUACGCAUCUUUGAAUUCGCGGAUUGUACAAAGCAACAUUGAACAAGAAUGGAAUAUUCGUAUUGGGACUGGUAUGGCAUUUUUAGUCAAAACGCGUCUGACGGCUGCAGUUGGAUUUGCAUAUACACAACUGCUUUGGGCAACAUUACGAUCACAUCAUGCAACUUUGGAGGGCGUAGACGCCAUGUUCAACGUGACCACCAAUGCUUGGGAAUUUUUAACCUUGGAACUCUGGCAAAAGGGAUUUGGAUUGGUAUUAAUUGCCGGUAUACUAUGGUACGUCAAUUGCCGCUCCUGA
Molecule: messenger RNA, 390 nt
Organism: Trichoderma virens Gv29-8
Lineage: Eukaryota; Fungi; Ascomycota; Sordariomycetes; Hypocreales; Hypocreaceae
Exons: 1
Coding region: 1-390 (129 amino acids)
Source: RefSeq, a predicted model, not a curated record